AUGGCCCCCUCGUCCCCGGCCGAGUCCGCCAACGCGGCCCUCACAUCCGCCCUCCCGGCCCCCGUCGCCGACAAACUCCCGCACAUCCCCGAGUCCAAGGCGGAACUGAAAGCCGACGCCUCCGCCGCCGCCUCCGGCCUCGCCUCCCAGCUCCGCUCCCUCGCCGCCGGCGGCUUCGGCGGCGUCUGCGCCGUCGUCGUCGGCCACCCCUUCGACCUCGUCAAGGUCCGCCUGCAGACCGCCGACGCCGGCGUCUACAAGGGCGCCGUCGAUGUCGUCAAGAAGAGCAUCGCCCGCGACGGCCUCAGGAGGGGGUUGUACGCCGGCGUGUCCGCGCCCCUGGUCGGCGUCACGCCCAUGUUCGCCGUCUCCUUCUGGGGCUACGACGUAGGAAAAUCCAUAGUCCGCUCCUCCGCCGCCGCCCCCGACGCGCCCCUCUCCAUAGCCCAAGUCUCCGCCGCCGGCUUCCUCUCCGCGAUCCCCAUGACCGCCAUCACCGCCCCCUUCGAGCGCGUGAAAGUCAUCCUGCAAGUCCAGUCCCAGCGCCUCCAGCCCGGCGAGUCCCCCAAGUACGCCGGCGGCCUCGACGUCGUCCGCUCCCUCUACCGCGAGGGCGGCCUGCGCUCCGUCUUCCGCGGCUCCGCCGCCACCUUAGCCCGCGACGGGCCCGGCUCCGCCGCCUACUUCGCCGCCUACGAGUACAUCAAGCGCCGCCUCACCCCCGCGGACCCCGUCACGGGGAAGCCCACCGGCGAGCUGAGCCUGCUGGCCGUCACGGCCGCGGGCGCCGCGGCGGGCGUGGCCAUGUGGAUCCCCGUCUUCCCCGUCGACACGGUCAAGUCGAGGCUGCAGACGGCCGAGGGCAACGUCACGGUGGGCGGGAUCGUGAGGGAGGUGUACGGCAAGGGGGGCGUCAAGGCCUUCUUCCCCGGUUUCGGGCCGGCGCUGGCGAGGGCCGUUCCCGCGAACGCGGCCACCUUCUUGGGCGUCGAGUUGGCGCACCAGUUUAUGAACAAGACGUUUGGUUAG
Molecule: messenger RNA, 1029 nt
Organism: Colletotrichum karsti
Lineage: Eukaryota; Fungi; Ascomycota; Sordariomycetes; Glomerellales; Glomerellaceae
Exons: 2
Coding region: 1-1029 (342 amino acids)
Biological process (GO): carnitine transmembrane transport; mitochondrial transport
Cellular component (GO): mitochondrial envelope
Molecular function (GO): O-acyl-L-carnitine transmembrane transporter activity
Source: RefSeq, a predicted model, not a curated record